Molecule: messenger RNA, 2712 nt
Organism: Trichoderma asperellum CBS 433.97
Lineage: Eukaryota; Fungi; Ascomycota; Sordariomycetes; Hypocreales; Hypocreaceae
Source: RefSeq, a predicted model, not a curated record
AUGACUGUCUUUAUCUGCUCUCUAUUCCUCCCCAAAACCAUCCAAUUCAGCCUCCCAGGCAACUCUCGCCGCCGACACACAAUCUCAAAGCGCCAAGGGGCUUUUGCGCCAGCACAGCCGCCAGCCGUCGAUGUCACGCCCAGUCUCUUCACCCGACAGCCCGACAUCACCCCUCCUCACACCCCGGUCGACGAACCCACUACGCCCGAUCCAUUCGCCAACGAAGAUGGCUUCCGCAUCCAAUUCCCGCACAGCGACAACUCGCCCGCCGACAAGGGCUCCAAGUCCUGGGGCGGCCGCGCUGACCAGCCCAAGUCGCGUGCCAACACGCCGCCGCCGGCCGACAUCUUCGAGAGCCGCCGGACGCUGCAAAAGGCUACGGAGCUGGGCCGCCGCGGCAUCGUCAAGCCCCGGGCUCUGAUGCGCAGCGAGAGCCAUGAUAAGGUCUUUGCUUCGGCCCAGUGGCGUGUGGUCAAUGCCGACCAGGGCAAUGGCGGUCUUCGCAACGCCGCCAUGGCUGCUGCCCGUGACGGAAAACUGUCUGACUACACUUGGGUUGGCACACUCGGUAUGCCCACUGAUGCCCUCGAGGGUACUCAGCAGAAGCAGGACAUUGAAGAUACCCUGGCCACUGAGCACGACAUGCUGCCCGUCUUCUGCUCCGACAAGGACUUUGACGGCCACUACAGCCACUUCUGCAAGCAGAUGCUGUGGCCCGUCUUCCACUACCAGAUCCCCGAUAACCCCAAGAGCAAAGCAUACGAGGACCAUUCAUGGAAGUACUACGUCAAUGUCAACCAGGCAUUCGCCGACAAGAUUAUCCAGAACUGGAAGCACGGUGAUGUCAUCUGGAUCCACGACUACCACCUGCUGCUCGUGCCUGGCAUGAUCCGCAAGAAGCUGCCCGAGGCCAAGAUUGGCUUCUUCCUGCACGUUGCCUUUCCCUCAUCCGAAGUCUUCCGCUGUCUUGCUGUUCGCAAGGAGCUCCUCGAGGGUAUGCUAGGAGCCAACCUCAUCGGUUUCCAGAUCCAAGAGUACACACGGCAUUUCCUGCUUACUUGCAGUCGCAUCCUCACCGUAGAGGCAACACCGGAAGGCCUGCAGCUGGAAGACCGCUUCGUUGAUGUUGUGCAUCUCGCCAUUGGUAUUGACCCCAUCAGCUUGAACAAGCACCGUGCAGAGCCGGAGGUCAUGAAGUGGCUCUCCGUCAUGCAAGAGCGCUACCAAGGCAAGAAGCUUAUCGUUGCGCGAGACAAGCUCGACCAUGUUCGCGGAGUCAGACAGAAGUUGUUGGCAUACGAGCUGUUCCUGAAUAAGAAUCCGGAAUGGCGUGAGAACACUGUCUUGAUUCAAGUGGCCCUAUCAUCAGGCGAGCCCAGUGAGCUUGAUGCUGCUGUCUCGGAUAUCGUUACACGCGUAAACUCAUCGUGGGCAAAUCUGGCUUAUCAACCCGUGGUAUAUCUCAAGCAGGAUAUCGACUACGCCCAGUACCUCGCGCUCCUUUCCAUCGCCGAUGCGCUCAUGAUCACCAGUCAGCGUGAAGGCAUGAAUCUCACCUCGCAUGAGUACCUCUUCUGUCAGGACGGUAAGAUCCUCCCUGAUAAGAAGCAUGGCUCCCUCAUCUUGUCCGAGUUCACCGGCACGUCAUCACUCUUUGGAAAGAAUGAGCUUUCGGUAAAUCCUUGGGACUACCGACAGUGUGCCGAUGCCAUCAAGCAGGCGCUCGAGAUGGGUGAGGAGGAAAAGACGCGCCGGUGGGAAAACCUCUACAAGUGUGUCGUGCACCAGACGGGUUCUCACUGGUUCACCGAGCUCCUCGGUCAUCUCGAUCGAUCAUACGACGAGCAGCACAAGCGCGACCAGACCUAUGUGCCUCGCCUCUCGAUGAACUCGGUUUCUGCUCAGUACGCGAGUGCACAGCGACGACUCUUUAUCUUGGAUUACGAGGGCACACUCGUCAGCUGGGGCCCCGUCAAUCAAAUUAUCCCGGUCAGCCCGCAGCGGACCCUAGACGUGCUCAAUGACUUGCUGCUGGAUGAACGCAACACCGUCUACGUCAUGUCGGGCCGGCGGCCGGAGGAGCUGGAUCGUGUGUUCCGACGUGUGCCGAACCUGGGCUUGAUUGCUGAGAACGGCUGCUUCCUCAAGGACUGCGGCAGUGACGAGUGGCUGGAGAUGGCUGAUGCGUCUCAAAUUACAAACUGGAAGGAAUCCGUCAAGCCCAUCAUGCAGUACUAUCUCGAGAGAACACCAGGCUCCCAAAUCGAAGAGCGACGCUGCAGCCUCCUCUUUCACUACAACAAUGCCGAAGACUAUGACACAGCCUCGCGCCAGGCUUCUGACUGUGCCAGCCACGUCAACGACGCCUGUGAGUCGCAGCGGGUGCAUGCCUUGGCAGCAGACGGCGCCAUCCUUGUCGAACCGCUGGACUGGACCAAGUGCACUGCGGCGCAAUGUGUGUUUGAGCAGUUGAGCAAGAGCGUAAAGUCAGAUGAGGCGCACGGAAAACCUGUUGACUUCCUCAUGGUUGUUGGUGACGGCCGAGAAGACGAAAAAGUGUUCAAAUGGGCCAACAACCUGGGUAGCCAAGAAAAGAUUGAGCAUGUUGUGACGGUUAGCCUUGGCAGCCGAAGCACUGAGGCGACGGCCACCUUGACACAGGGCGUGAGCGGAGUCUUGAACUGCCUUCAGCGACUGGCGUCUAGUUCAUGA